This is a messenger RNA of Ilex paraguariensis (yerba mate), 867 nucleotides long. The record is from the annotation of a GenBank genome assembly. Lineage: Eukaryota; Viridiplantae; Streptophyta; Magnoliopsida; Aquifoliales; Aquifoliaceae.
AUGCAAACUGCAGUCUUCUCACUCUAUGCGGCUACACCCCCUUUUUGCCCCUCUCUCUCCUCCUUCAAUACCCAUCAACCAAACUUUCUCUUCUCCCCUACCCCCACCUCCAUCAAAAGACCCUCUUUGCUAUCAACACCACCACCAUCAAGAAGGCUGCUCUGCAGACCCCCUUCAGGCAAAUAUGUCAGAGAAGACUAUCUUGUGAAGAAGUUAUCUGCCACAGAGGUCCAGGAGCUUGUAAAGGGAGAGAGAAAUGUACCACUGAUUAUUGAUUUCUAUGCGACAUGGUGCGGCCCUUGUAUUUUGAUGGCUCAAGAACUUGAAAUGCCGUAUGCUAGAAGCUGUUUGCAAUCUACCUCACUUGAGUGGAUGAAUGUAAUUUUCUACACAGAUGGUGAUGCUUUGUUUAUUCUUGGUCGUUUGAAAAGAAAAUUCCAUCUUAUUGCUGCUACGUUUUCCUCAGUGACAGGCUCAAUUCGCAGCAAUCUUGACACCUCUAUACUUUUUCUUACUGCUACUUGCAGCAAAGCAAUUGCUGAGUCACAGGGGCAUCACUUAGCUCCUGAGAAUAAAACUAGCAUAAUGCUGGUAGUAGCAAAGAGCCUUCCCAAUACUUGUGCAGGGACAAUAGAUUCUGUUGCAACUGAUGAUGAAUUUUGCAUUCAGCUUGCGGUAGAAUAUGAGAGUAAUGCAUUAAUUGUGAAGGUUGACACGGAUGAUGAAUAUGAAUUUGCACGCGAUAUGCAGGUUCGGGGAUUGCCAACUGUGUAUUUCAUCAGUCCAGAUCCAAAUAAAGAUGCAAUUCGAACUGAAGGACUCAUCCCAAUACAGAUGAUGCGGGAUAUUAUCAAUAAUGAGAUGUAA